UCACAAGCUGCCAUUGGAGAGCCCGACGGCGAAAGAGCGAGCAGGACGCAGACGCAGGAAGGCGCAGACGAACGCACAGUGUCCAUCGCUGCAGCUGAUGUAACAGACGGCCUAUGUUGCACGCAGUUAUUUAACACAAAUAUAUUUUAAAAAAAGAGAGAGAAAAAGAAGCAGUGAAAAUGGGACGUACCGCGAUUCCCAUAUUGGUGGCUGCGUUGUCCUUCUGUGUGUGGGAAAACGUUGAGGCUUUGGCCAUGACCGAGGUGAGCGAGCCGAGCCCCCAGGUGGUGGAGCCGCAGAUCGCCAUGUACUGCGGCCGUCAGCUCCUGCACAUGAACCUACAGACGGGCCAGUGGGAGCCGGAUCCUCAGGGCCACCAAGGCUGCUUCAAAGAGCCCGGCGAAAUCCUUUCCUACUGCCAGGAGAUGUACCCAGCACUCCCAAUCUCCCACAUAGAGGAGUCAAAAAGACCUGUCAUCAUCCCCUCCUGGUGUAAGAAAGGUUGGGGCCACUGCCAGACACACUCCUUCAUAGUACUGCCCUACCGCUGCCUAGAGGGCGAGUAUGUGAGCGAGGCCCUGCUGGUGCCCGACCGAUGCCGUUUCCUCCACAAGGAGCAGAUGGAUGCAUGCAAGAGUUACGUGUACUGGCACAACAUCGCUAAAGAGGAAUGCGCUGCAGAAAAUUUGGAGCUCCAUAGCUACGGGAUGCUGUUGCCAUGCGCAGACCAUUUCCGGGGGGUCGAGUAUGUGUGCUGCCCAGGCCGAGGGACUUCCAGUGGUAAAGGAGAGAUGGAGGAAAGAGACAUCCUCGCUGGUCCUCAGACACUCUCAUCUCACACCAGCGGGAAGCUCAACAUUGUCACCAAAGUGGCAGCCCCCACCCUGAGCCCGUCUCCGGACACCGACGUGGACGAGGCCGAUAUGGAGGAGGAGGAUGAUGAAGUGGUAGAGGAGGAGGAGGAGGAAGAGGAAGAAGAAGGGGAAGACGAAGUUGAUGAAGAGGAAGACGAAGCAGAGGAAGAAGACAAUGUGGAGGCAAUGGCUGUGAGAGAUCCAGAGGAGUAUGAAUACCCCAUUGACUCAGGUACCUACCAGACAUCCGACUACCUGGACUCCUUCUACUCCGAGAAAAGCCCAAAACCCACCACCUCUGCUCCCCUGAUGAAGGCCGACAGCGUGACUACACCUCGGCCCACAGAUGGUGUUGAUGUUUAUUUCGAGAAGCCGGUGGAUGACACGGAGCACGCCAACUUCCUGCGUGCAAAAACUGACCUCGAGGAGCGCAGAAUGAAGCGCAUCAAUGAGAUCAUGAAGGAAUGGGCGGAGGCAGACAACCAGUCAAAGAAUCUGCCAAAGUCAGAGCGACAGGCCCUGAACGAGCACUUCCAGUCGGUGCUUCAAACGCUGGAGGAGCAGGUCGCCGGAGAGAGGCAGAGGCUGGUGGAGACGCAUCUCGUCAGAGUGGAGGCCAUACUCAACAAUAACCGCCGCCUGGCCCUGGAGAACUACCUCACUGCCGUGCAGUCCGACGCCCCCCAGCCAGACCGCGUGCUGCAGGCUCUGAAGCGAUACAUGGCUGCAGAGCAGAAGGACCGCAGACACACGCUCAGGCAUUACCAGCACAUUGUGGCUGUCGACCCCCAGAAGGCUGAGCAGAUGAAAUUCCAGGUGUACACACAUCUCCAUGUCAUUGAGGAGCGGAUGAACCAGAGUCUCGCGUUGCUUUACAAGGAUCCUACCUUGGCCGAGGAGCUGCACAAUGAUAUCCAGGAGCUGGUCAAGGUAGAGAGAGGAGACAUCAGUGAUCUUAUGACCACCUCCUUCUCCGAGACCCAUACUACUGAGGAGCUUCUGCCCGCUGAGAGCGAGGAGGAAAAGGAUGAUGAGGAGGAAGAGGAUCGAGCCUUCCAGAACAGGCCUUAUCCUCCCCGCAUCGAACUACAGACUAAUAAGAAAGUUUCUGCAGAUGAUGAAUAUGAUUAUACCACGUCUGAGAGAGGCCCCACGUAUGAAUAUGAGGAAAAGAUAAACACCUCUGUUGAGCUAAAGCAGGUAGUCAACAAGCCACCUGAGAUCGAGAGAGAUGAACUGCAACCCGAUGCCUUGGAGACGUUUAACCGUGGCGCCAUGGUGGGGUUGCUUGUGGUUGCCGUGGCGAUUGCCAUGGUGAUGGUAAUCAGCCUGCUGCUAGUGCGCAGAAAGCCAUACGGGACCAUCAGUCAUGGCAUCGUAGAGGUCGACCCCAUGCUGACACCAGAAGAACGACAGCUCAACAAAAUGCAAAACCACGGCUAUGAAAACCCCACCUACAAAUUCUUUGAACAGAUGAACUGAGGUACCAGGGGGCUGCCAACAGGUCACGCCUGACCACUUGUUUUUGUUUAUGACGUGUUGCAACAUAAAGUAUAUGAAUAAGUACGUGGUACAUCCCAAACCCAUUGUAAAUGACCCAACAUCAUGGCAUCAUUAGCAGAACGAGAGGAAUGAUCACAUCACCUAUUGUAAUCUAGCACUCCCUGAGGAUCGUUCUCGCCUGUAGCAGCGUCACAGCGUGUCAUGACCCCAAAAAUAUUCACCUCUCAGACAGGAAAACCAUCCCAGUGGCAUGACUUGAUCUAUUGCUCCUCACUAGAAACUGGAGCCGAACGGUGUGUAAUGCUUUGUAGUAUUUAUUUUUCCGUAGUAGUCUCUUUUGUCCAAAUCUUACCACAGUUAGAUAUAUUGUAUCUGUGUAGAUGAAUGCAAAUGGCCGGCUCGUUCAAUUUUGGUCUAAUUCUCAAUUUGAAAUCCACUCAGUGAUUAAAUUGCUAUUCCUUACCGCCUUUAGCUGCUAUUACAUUGGAACAUAAUAUUAAUAUUAAGACAUGAUCAUAAGGUGAGGACGUGGAGGUGUUUAGUUUGAAUGUGUGAGAUAUUUAGGCUUUACUUUUACAAUAUAGAAGGCCAAAAAGACCACCAUACAUAGCUAUGUGCUGGCUGUAAAAAUGAACAUCGUGUUUCUAAAUUCCGAGGAUCUGCCCUCAAUAUUUGUUUUAAUUAUUUGCCAAAACACACGUAAUAUUAAGCCAGUGAAUGAGUUUAUUUUAUUUGUACUGCUACCUAAAUAACUGUAAAACAGAUGAAUCAAAAGUCCGUUAUUUUAAUGAAAGCAUGACAAUUUGGUGUAUGAUACAGCUGUAUUUAUUUGUGUUGUUCCUGUCAUUGCUUUUGAAAAGUCGGAAAAUGUCAGCGUACAAAAUUUACACUGUAUAUAACGUAAGAAGUACAUACUACUAGGUGUAGACAUUUCUAUGAUUAAUUUGCAUCAAUGUAAGGGAAUAAUACAUUAAAAAAAAAUAGUACAUUGUGCUGUAAGGAGAAGAAAAAACAUUUUCCUAACAUGGCUGAUUGAAAACGGACUGUUGUAAAAACCAGCACAAGACAACGACAAAGUAACUUCUUUCUGAAUGUAUUUAAGGUAGACGUUGAGACUCCAUCCUAUUUUCAGUAUUGCGUCAUUCCCCUAGUAGACCUUUGUAUGUGUAGUGAAGCUCCCCCCCGUCCAAAAGACUACUUGCCUGAUGCCCUUCUUAUCGCUUCCUGUAGUAGCCUGUUGCUUUUCACAUGUGGCGGGUUGACGUUAAGGUUGUUGCACAGCGCGUGAAGAGGCCACAGCUAAAGUGUGUCAGGCUGUAUGGUGGGUGCUUGAAAACAGACCACACUCAUGGCAUGAUAGUAGUUAGAUAUCCAGCGUAUCUCCCCGUUUGACAAAUUUGGACUCAACAACAUUGAACGUCGGUACUCUGUAGUUGCAAUAUUUGAGUUCCUCUCUUGCGAGAUAGCUUUUCACUGAAUCAGUCAUCGUAGUUUGUCAUAUUUAUGAUCAACGCACCACCUUGUAUAGGUAAGCAAGAAAGGGAUUGCCCCUUUUUUCUGGCUAAUCGUUCAUUACUUAAAUGUUGAACUUAGUGUGUCCUUUAGCCACUUUAGACCAUGUUGGAAGAAGAAGGUCACAUUGUGGAUGUUGCUUUUCGUCAGUCUUUAACUGUGUGCUAUAAGUAGAGAUAAAACAUACCAAAAUCAGUUCUCACUGUAUUUAUUUGUUACUGGUGGAAGUUUAUUUUUAUCAACCUGCAUUUGUCCAUUCAGACGAGGAGGUGUUUACUCUUCAUUUUGUGUUGUUUUUGUGUAAAGCUGGCUUUGAAAUAAGCAUAAAGAGUUUGACUAUCAGAGGUAUGAUUUUCCAUUAAUCUUCGGUUUCUCUCGUUGGACGAGUUAAUUGCAGGUUGCGGUUGUGCUAUGACAGAUGAAGAGAAGUCAUAGCCCUUGUAUAAUUUGUAUAGCUAUGUUAGUGAAUGAAAACAUUGUAUGUUCACAGUUUAAGUCAGUUGAUCUUGUAAUGAUACUACUGAAACCAUAGAUGAGAAUAAGCUUGCCUGUGUUUCCCAAACCACUUACGGUUUCCUACCAGCAUUUAGAAGACUUAGGAUGGUGUAUACUGUAGUUACUCAAAUCACAUUUGUACGUCCUCCGUCAAAAUCUAGACUUCUUUGUUGGUCUGUCCCCUUACUUCCCAACGAAACAUAAACUUAAAAUUGAGAUAUUAAUUGCUACAUUAUUGCCUUUUACAAUGCUGUGUUUUGGAUGUAAUUAUUCUGUAUUUUUUAUUUCUAUGUAAUAAUCAGUUGGAUCAAGGGUCAUGCUUUCUACUUGUAAUGUAAAUUAAGAAGCUUGUAUGAGAAAACACUGACAAGUUCAUGGCGUUCAAAUGUAUAAUACAGGCGGGUAUACGGCCUCUGCCUAAUCAACAAAGAGUGGGACAAGCACAAGUAGAGAAAUUAGCCAAUUUGUGGACUGUGGUUGCUAAACAUUAGACAUUGAUUCUGUCUGUCGGAUUUCAAGUAUACCGCAUUGGUUCUGAGGAUGUCGAUAGCAUCGAUGAGAGUGCUGUUUUUAUUCUGACCGUUAGCCAAAGACAGGCACCACAAAUACGCAGACAGAUAUUCCAAUUUGGCAAAAUGUUCUCUGUUGUGUAACUGUAUUCGGGGGGGCAAUCUUAGGAAUUGAAACUGGUCGAGCUAAUCAAUAGUGUAAUAAAAAAUGAAUGACCCAUAAAA
Gasterosteus aculeatus aculeatus (three-spined stickleback) is the source of this 5098-nucleotide messenger RNA. It is a transcript of the gene aplp1, whose product is annotated as amyloid beta (A4) precursor-like protein 1. The record is from RefSeq and is a predicted model, not a curated record. Gene Ontology annotation, molecular function: alpha-2C adrenergic receptor binding; transition metal ion binding; heparin binding. Gene Ontology annotation, biological process: central nervous system development; axonogenesis. Gene Ontology annotation, cellular component: Golgi apparatus; plasma membrane. Lineage: Eukaryota; Metazoa; Chordata; Actinopteri; Perciformes; Gasterosteidae.